ACAAUCUCCAUAUUUACAAAACUCUGUUUUUCAUUUUCUCUUUGAUCAAAAUCGCCGAUCACACCAUGCCGGGAAAUUCUCACCGCCGGGGAUCCGUCGUCGUAUUCACCGUGAUGAUAAUCACGUUGCUGACGUAUCCAAUAAUCAUCAAGGCUUCAUCAUCAUCAGAUGCUUCUUUAGAAGCAAGAAAGCUCGAUGAGGUUGAUCCCAUAAAGUGCUCUCCAAGCUGCAUCCAAAGUCCUCCUCCGCCGUCUCCUCCACCACCGUCUCCGCCACCACCUGCGUGUCCUCCACCGCCGGCUCUCCCACCGCCUCCGCCGAAGAAAGUCAGUUCCUACUGCCCACCGCCUCCGCCGCCGGCUAAUUUCUUGUACAUCACCGGUCCGCCGGGAAAUCUCUACCCCGUUGAUGAGCAAUUCGGAGCGGCCGCCGGAAAAAGUUUUAUGGUGGUGAAGCUCUCCGGUCUAAUCGCGUUUGGAAUUAUGGGGUUCUUGAUUCUUUGAAAUUAACAUGAUCGGAGAAAAAACAUAUUUGAAGAUCUGUUGGUAUGUUUCAGAUACUUUUUAAUUAGUUGUUGAAGAACUUUAUUGAUCGUUGGUUAAUAAUUUUUCUAGCUAGGA
Molecule: messenger RNA, 620 nt
Organism: Arabidopsis arenosa
Lineage: Eukaryota; Viridiplantae; Streptophyta; Magnoliopsida; Brassicales; Brassicaceae
Source: the annotation of a GenBank genome assembly